AGUGAAAACAGAGUAUUCCUUAAUCCUUGCAGUCUCACAGAGAAGCGAAAAUGGAGAGCAGUGUUCAGAGAAGAGUGGAGGCUAUUUCUCGUCACCUCCUAUCACUGCCUCGUGAACCCAAUUUUUUUCUUCACCAGGUUUUAUUGAAUGGUGGGAAAGUGAAAAAUGGUGAUGCAGAAGCUGUGAUCAUAGGGGGUAUGGUGUUAGACAUUCAUGCCAUUCCUUCAGUCCCUGCCAAUCCCAGAACAACCACACCUGGCAAGGUUCGUUAUGUACUAGGAGGUGUAGCAAGGAAUGUUGCUGAAUGUGUGUCAAAACUCGGAGCAAAGCCUUUUAUGAUUAGUGCUGUGGGGCUUGAUAUGGCUGGAAAAUUGUUAUUAGAGCACUGGAAAUCUGCUGGGCUAUCUACAGAAGGGAUUCGAAAGCAACAAGAUAUAGGUACUCCUGUUGUAUGCAACAUACUUGAUAUCGAUGGAGAAUUGGCGGCUGCUGUUGCAAGUGUGGAAGCUAUUGAAAAGUUUCUUACACCUGAGUGGAUUCAGCAAUUCAAAUACAGUAUAUGUUCUGCUCCAAUAUUGAUGGUUGAUGCAAACCUAAUUCCUCCUGCUCUAGAAGCUUCUUGUCAAAUUGCGGCAAAAUCUAGCGUCCCAGUGUGGUUUGAGCCUGUAUCAGUUGCAAAAUCCAGAAGAGUUGCUUCAGUUGCCAAGUAUGUAACCGUUGCUUCACCUAAUGAAGAUGAACUUAUUGCCAUGGCAAAUGCUCUGUCUUGUGCAAAUGUGUUUCCUCCAAUUGAGAGGGGAAAUAAAGAUUCAACAGAAUCAUUGUUCCGAAAGCUAAAACCAGCAAUCUGGCUUUUGCUAGAAAAGGGUAUCAGAAUAAUUGUUGUGACCCUUGGUUCAGAUGGAGUGUUUUUAUGCUCUAAAGGAGGGCCCAGCUUCAUGAAUACUGGUUUGGAGAGACUCAAGCCUUAUGUCUCCUGCGAACAGUUUUAUAAAAUUGUAACAUCAAGCUGUCCUCCACAUUGGGGUGGUGCUACAGUUUCGGAAAAAGAUUCUCAUCUUUUUGCUGUGCAUUUUCCAGCACUUCCUGCAUCAGUUGUUAGGCUCACAGGGGCUGGUGAUUGCUUGGUUGGUGGGAUGCUUGCUUCCAUUUGCACAGGUUUAAAUCUUAUGCAGAGUGUGGCGGUUGGAAUUGCAGCAGCCAAAGCUGCUGUUGAGGCAGAGACCAAUGUGCCUACUGUAUUUAGUUUGGCCUCAAUUGCAGAUGAUGCGAGGUCAGUAUACUCUGCUGCGAAAGUUGUGUUCAAUCAAUCAAUGCUAUAAACCAUUAGAAGCAUACGGAGUCUGAAAUUAUAAGCUAAACUGGUCAACGUGUUGUAGAUCUAAUAGAAACUUAAACACCAUGACAUUUUUUUUCUUCUAAGACUUGCCAAUACUCUUUCUUAUCUUGAGUUCUUAAAUGUCAUAAGGCUAUUUUUGUUGUGAA
This is a messenger RNA of Quercus lobata, 1485 nucleotides long. Its product is annotated as pfkB-like carbohydrate kinase family protein. The record is from RefSeq and is a predicted model, not a curated record. Gene Ontology annotation, cellular component: cytoplasm. Lineage: Eukaryota; Viridiplantae; Streptophyta; Magnoliopsida; Fagales; Fagaceae. The coding region runs from base 51 to 1322 and encodes 423 amino acids. The transcript has 9 exons. Gene Ontology annotation, molecular function: hydrolase activity, acting on glycosyl bonds; pseudouridylate synthase activity; kinase activity.